This is a messenger RNA of Penicilliopsis zonata CBS 506.65, 516 nucleotides long. RefSeq lists its product as hypothetical. Lineage: Eukaryota; Fungi; Ascomycota; Eurotiomycetes; Eurotiales; Aspergillaceae. The record is from RefSeq and is a predicted model, not a curated record. The coding region runs from base 1 to 516 and encodes 171 amino acids. The transcript is spliced from 4 exons.
AUGGGGAAGAACAAGAGUCAUUCAAAGCCGCUUACGCACGAGGAGAUCUGGGAUGACUCGGCUCUUGUCAGGUCGUGGGAUGAGGCUGUCGAGGAAUACAAGUUAUACCACAGCAUCCAUGCGCGAGGGGAGAACGUCGAAGAUGUCCUACGAGAAGCGGAAGCUGCACAGGAGGCAGGCGAGGACUUUCAGGGAGACAGCAUCGACGAUGACCAUCCAAUGGGAAUGGAUGAAGCCAAUGUAGAUGUUGAUUCUGCUGAGCCUGCGGCACCAUUGGACGAGAGCAAAACAAUUCUACGAGAAGGUUUGCCCAAGACGGUAAACGAUGUCCAGCCUCAGCAAAGCGGAGGAAUUUCCACGACCGGGGCUCCCACGGGUCCUACAGUACCACACGCAGCCAUGGGACAAGUCCAGGAUGAAGGGCUGAAGAACCUGAUGAUGGCCUGGUAUUUCGCCGGAUACUACACCGGCCUGUACGAGGGACAACAAAAAGCCAAACAGAACCCUGGAUCUUGA